Molecule: messenger RNA, 906 nt
Organism: Oryza sativa Japonica Group (Japanese rice)
Lineage: Eukaryota; Viridiplantae; Streptophyta; Magnoliopsida; Poales; Poaceae
Source: RefSeq, a predicted model, not a curated record
AUUGGGACUAUCCAACGUUUGGCAGCGGAAGAAUACACUAGUUCCUCUCGCGCGAGGUGCGGAAGUCACGCAACCAAACAAGACGAGGCGCAUCGAAGGGUCAUUUUUGUGAGUACAAUAUCGAGGAGAUAAUUAGCUCACUCCAUGGCCGCUGCUCGGUUUCCUCUCCUUGUCCUCUGCCUCCUGCCGAUCAUCGUCUGCAGCGUCGUGGACGCGGAGCUGACCCAUCUCCACUUCUACUUCCACGAGGUCGACGCCGGCACGCCCAACGCCACCGUCGUCAACGUCGCCAGCCUUCACCGGAACUCGUCGACGUUCGGCGACGUGAACGUGUUGGACAACGCGCUGCGGGAGGGGCCGGACCCGGCGUCGCGGCUGAUCGGGAGGGCGCACGGCCUCGCGGUGCACGCGUCGCUGGACGAGACGGGCGGCCUCACGGCCAUCAACUUCGUCUUCUCCGACUACGGCGCGUACAGCGGCAGCACGCUGGCCACGCAGGGCCACUUCAUCACGACGGGCCCGUCGGAGCGGAGCAUCGUCGGCGGCACGGGCAAGCUCCGGUUCGCGCGCGGGUACAUGACCAGCAAGCUUCUCAGCUCCACGGACACCGCCAUCGUCGUCGUCUUCGACAUGUACUUCACCCUCGACCAUUGAAUACUACUCCGUGGUGUGUUAUAUAUCGUGCAGUGCUUGCUUUGGUGUUCGGUUGAACAUAUGUAUGCACGGCGAUCGUGACGAAUACUGGGGUUCGGAGAAUUCUUUUCCGACCCAUCGUCUCAUAGGCCCAAUUCACCACUCCUACGCUGUACUGACACACUCAUGUAAAAAUAAACUCGGUGUUAUAAUUGCUCAGGGCAAAGCAUCCUUAUAAAUAACAUUUCGCCUCAAAUUCUCGAGGUAGGAUCA